Molecule: messenger RNA, 8552 nt
Organism: Stegastes partitus (bicolor damselfish)
Lineage: Eukaryota; Metazoa; Chordata; Actinopteri; Pomacentridae
Gene: crybg2
Product: crystallin beta-gamma domain containing 2
Exons: 24
Coding region: 1-7803 (2600 amino acids)
Source: RefSeq, a predicted model, not a curated record
AUGUCAGCUGUGGGUAAAGAGUUCAGCUACUCGGAGUUGGAUCUCCGGAAGCCCAAAAAAUUCGCCACCUUUUCCUUCGGCCUCAGAAAGAGGAAGAAGAAAGAUGAGGAGAGUCUCUCCAGCAGCACGUUUGGUCUCCACGGCUCUGGGAUUGAAGAGAAAGAGGAGCAUGAAGUCUCAGCUUCCCAAAAUGAAAGUUCUCCUCCUGAAACCACCAAAACUGGAGCAGAACCUGAGAAGCGAGGCGCCGCCCCGGAUGCUGUCUACGGAGCUUUGUACGAGACGCUUUUCCCCGAGAAUUUCACCUCCGAGGUCAUAAAUUCGCUCCUCGAACCUCCAACUCAAACCCCGUCUUCGCUCUACAAACCUGAAAUCCGCAGCAAGCUCAGACAUCUGGACGCCAGAACCGAACCCGUCACGGUCAGAACCCUCCAGACUGAAACCAGCACCACGUACGAUCGCGUUACAACUUUGCAUGAGAAGAUGAAUGAGCCUGCCAGUUCUAGUCAGAGCUCCAGAUUUCCUUCGUACCAAACCUAUCAGCUUCAGAGGAGCCCAGAAGUCCACCACCGGUUCCGUCCCUCCUCCCUCAGCUCGGCCUCCACAGAUCCGAGCGCUGGUCGGGCUCCUUACUCAGAGCUGACCCGCCUGCAUUCGCAGGUGAAGUCAGACGGCAGCGUCCCGAGGCCAGCCUCCGCCUCUCCGGUUUCUGACUCCGUAACGUCCCAGGAGACCGACUCUCAGGUUUCAGACUCCAAGCGCAGAGUUGUUCUAGUCAGAGAGUCGCUGGCGGACGAGCAGAGCGCCGCGAAGCCUCUCCAGCUGAGAAUUCAACCCGCCGAGUCGCUCUCCGGACAGAUGGACGCGCAGGACGGGCCCCUGAGCCCGGCGUACCUCAGCGUCGGCUCGGACGAAGGCAGCGCCGCCGAGAUCUACUACAGCGCCGAGGAGGACAACGGCAGCGAGGACGAGGAGAUGUUCACGGUGGACGAGAGGGAGGAGACCUUUGUGGAGGCGGAGCUGCCUCCAGAGAAGAAAAAGGUCGUGUUUGUUAAAACGGGAAGCGAGCAAGAUGAAAGUGGAAGACUUCAGAAGACAGAAGAGGUUUUAGGAGGCAGUGAUGCAAAGGAAGAAGAAAGUGAGAGUAGAGAGGAGAUCCCUGAAACACGGAUAAAGACGAUUUUGUUUGUUAAAAAGAAAAGUGAGGAAGAUAAACAUGAAACGGAGCAACGGAUCAGAGAGGUGCAAGAAUCAGGAAGGUCAGAGCUUCUCACAGGCGGUGAUGCAAAGAUGUUCACGGUGGAGGAAAGAGAGGAGACGGAGCAGCUUCCAGAGACGCUGAAAAAGAAAGUCCUGUUUGUCAAGAUGAGAAGUGAGGAAGAUAAAAGUGAAACAGAGCAACAGCUCAGAGCUCAGAGGUCAGAGGAUCACGUCCAGGAUUUAGGAAAGUCCCAGUUUCUUACAGGAAGUGAUGCAAAGACGUUCACGGUGGAGGAGAAAGAGGAAGCUUAUGUGGUAGAUGGCGGUAAAGAGACGGAGCUGCUUCCAGCUUCAGGAAUAAAGAAAGUCCUGUUUGUUAAGAUGAGAAGUGAGGAAGACAAACGUGAAACAGAGCAACAGCCAGGAGGUCAGAGCGCUGAAGCUCAAGUGCAGGAGUUAGGAAAGUCCCAGUUUCUCACAGGAAAAGAUGCAAAGCAGCAAGACAGCGAGGAUGCAAAGACGUUCACGGUGGAGGAAAGAGAGGAAGCUUCUGUGGUGGAAAGCAGGACGGAGACGGAGCUGCUUCCAGAAACGGAGGUAAAGAAAAUCCUGUUUGUUAAAAUGAGAAGUGAGGAAGACAAACGUGAAACACAGCAACAGCCAGGAGGUCAGAAGUCUGAAGCUUCAGAGCAGAUAGUAGGAAGAUCUGAGUUCUUAGAAGGCGCUCAAGUGAAGGAGAAGGAAAGAGAGGAUGAAGGAGAGGAAGCUUCUGUGGUGGAAAGCAGGAAGGAGACGGAGCUGCUUCCAGAGGUGGAGGUAAAGAAAACCAUGUUUGUUAAAAACCAUCCUGAGAGAGAGCAACAGAGGAUUCCUGCUGAUGCAAAGCAGAAAGAAAAUGAGGACAAAGAGACGUCCACGGUGGAGAGAAGAGAGGAAGCUUCAGUGGUGGAUGGUAGGAAGGAGGUGGAGCUGCUUCCAGAGGUGGAGGUAAAGAGGCUCGUUCAGAAGGAGGAAGAUGAGACGCAGCAACAGGUCGUGAGCCAGACGUCGGGUUCUGAUGGGCAGGAUUUGGCAAAAUCUGAGUUUCUUGUAGACGAAACUUUAGCGGUAGAUGGUCGGAGAGAGACGGAGCUGCUUCCAGAAGUGGAGAUAAAGAGCGUCGUGUUUGGUGAAGUAAAGCAACGGAAGGCUGAAGUUUUAGUGCAAGAACCAGGAAAGCUUCUCACAGACUCUGACGCAAAACAGACACAAAGCGAGGACGCUGGAGAGCAGAGUUCUGUGGUGGAACGCAGGAAGGAGACGUUUCCAGAAACAAAGACAGAGAAAAUCGAGUUUGUUAAAAACGAGGACGACAAACCGGAGCAACAACCAGGAGGUCAGAGGAGAGAGCUUCUUGUGGAUGCAGCAGAAAAAGAAAGCGAGGAUAAAGAGAUGCUCAUGAUGGAGGAGAGAGAGGGAGCUGCUGUUGUAAACGGCAGGAAGAAGACGGAUGACCUUUCAGAAACUCAGAUGAAGAGCGUCGUGUUUGUGAAAGACGAACCGGAGGGAGACGAACGUGAAACAGAGCAACAGCUCAGAGGCCAGAAGGAGGACGAUCGUCUGCAGGGUUGGGGAAAAUCUGAGUUUCUCCUCGAUGCAAAGCUGAGAGAAAGUGAGGAUGUAAAGAAGUUCACAGUGGAGGGAAGAGAGGAAAACUUUGUGCUAGACAGUGGACAGAAGACGGAGCUGCUUCCAGACGCUGGGAUGGAGACUGUCCUGUUUGGUGCAGCGCUACAUGAGGGCGAUGACAGGGAAACAGAGCAGCAGAUCAGAGGCCAGGAAUCAGGAAAGUCAGAGCUUCUCCCAGACGGUGAGGACGCCUCUGUGGCCGACGACAGGAAGGAGGCGCAGCUGCCUCCAGAAACGGGGAUGAAUCAGCUGAAGUCGGACGUUUGGGGGCAGAAAUCUGGGACAUCUGAGCUUCUUUCAGCCAGGAGUCGGCCUGCGGUGAAAGCUGAGAGGAGGGAGGGCAGGCGGGAGGAGCUACCGGCCACACCGGUUCAGCAGGUGAACGCUCCGCAGGUAUGCAGCGUGGCUCCGCCCUCCAGGCCGGGGGAGGGUCCGGAGGGACACUGGACUGAAACAGAAGCCCCCUCUAAUGGACAGGAGCGACUCCCAGAGCAGCAGGGACAAUGCUCUGAGAGCUCCCAUGAAGCCUCCAGGAAGCUCAGACCGGACCCUGACACAGCAGCAGCUCCUCUGAUUUCACUGAGCAGAGCCGGAGACGGCAGCAGAACCGACCCAGAAGGAGCUCUGACUGACAGCCGAGGAGCAGCUGAGGAGGCUGAACACAGCAGAGCUGCAGCGCCGAGCAGAGAGGGGGAGGAUUCAUCCGCUCAGAGCGCCGACGGCAGCAGAGCUCCGCCAGUCGAGCUGUCGGCAGCCAGAGCUCAACAUCCUGAAGCUGCAGAACCUCCGCCGGACCAGCACCUGCAUCAGAGUCAGAAGUCGGAUCAGAACAACCUGAAGAGGUUCAGCAUGUCUCAGCCGGAGCUCGACAGCAGCAGCACCUUCAACAUCCCGUCUCCUCCUCCGGUGGCCUCCAACCGGUCUGGAUUCACCGUUUCUGACCCGGAUCAACCAGACGGCGUUCCAACCGACCGACCGGAACCACGGCAGCCUCUGACCAACGGCUUCGACCCGCCGGAUGAAACCGUGAAAGCGCCGAUCGCGUCCAUUCCUGAGCUGCAGCUGGACGAUUGGUCCCUCCAGGCCACAGCGGCUUCACACGUCUUCACUUCAGACAGCCGGCUGACAGAACCCGACCAGGACUCGGUCGACACCAUGAACUCGGGCUACGGCAGCCUGAGCACCAAACUGUCCUUCAAGAGCUCGUCUCCUCCCAGAGAGGACGAAACCAAGCAGCGGUUUCGUAAAGUUUCUCUGGUGGGUGACGAGGACGUGGCUCAGGACUCGGUGGACUCAGUCAGAACGAGUGCCUCCGAGUUCGACGUGCCUCCAGAGUACAGAUGGAAGAACAGAUUCGAGGGGGUGACCCAGUACCGGCCGAGCAGAGAGGAGGACGUCUCCGACUCCAGCAGCAGCCUUCACCUGCCCGAGGCUGCAGCACACCUGAGCUCCUCCCUCUCCUCCCCCUCCCCCUCCGCAGAGCAGCACAUGACCCUGAGCGACAGCACUGAAGCUGAUCUGAGCCGCGAAAGCCAAGAAGCCGUGUGGAGGAGGAGCCCGGUGGCCUGGGAGGAGCCGGCAGGUGAAAGAGAAGCCCAGAGACAGGCAGAGUCUCAGAGGAUCAGGUCCCGCUGGGAGACGCAGCCGCUUCCCUCCUCCUCUCCAGCCGACGGCAGCGAGGCGUCCGAGUUUACUGGAGUGUUCACGGCCACCCUGGUGGAGCUGGUCUCCGACCCCGCUGCUCCCCCGUCCACGCCCCCGGCCUCCCCCGAGGAAGAGUCCCCCAUCCAGUGCGACAUGGAGAGUCUGGUGGACACCCUGAAGAACAUGGGACCCUCCCUGAGGCCACGGGCCACCGGCGUCCGGGCCGCCCCCCCGCCGCUCAUGUCCUCGCUGCCUCCCAUCGUGGAGGAUGCUCAGAGUCCCAUCAACGCCACCGUGCCGGACGGGAAGAAGGUGGACGGAUCUCCAUCCAAGUCCCUGAACGGACUGUACACGCUGCCUGCUGAUCUGGGGCUCAGAGCUCCCAGAGACUCCAGAUCUCCUCUGGAGCUCAUGAUGCAAACGCAGGACCAGUCUGGAUCCAGAGGCCUGAACCUGCCGCUGAGAGCAUCCAACCCCAACAGCCUGAUGCUGAGGAGACCCUCCGACCCUUCGUCCGAGGAUUUACAGUCGAUGGUGCUGAACGGAAACGGAACUCUUCCGUCCUCCCGCCUCGACAACAGCAUGCUGUUCGGCACCUACAGGUCUUCAUCCAUCGAUCAGACGCUGGAAAACGGAAAAGCCCACCGGGGGCUCUUCCGCACCGGCUCGCUGCCAGAAACCGGCCUCUCCAACGACCGCAUCAGCGUUGGUUCGAAGGAGCUCGGCGACCCGGCAGGUUCUCGCUUCGAUCGCUUCUCCUUCCUCAUUAACUCGUCUCCAUCCUCCCAGUCGGGCUCCCUGACCGGGUCCGACGACGUGGCCCGGAUGAGUCGGCCUCCAUCUCUCGGCGUCGGCUCACCGCCUCACAACAACAGUCCGACCCGCCUGCUCAGCCCCACCGGCUCCAUCGACCUCCACAGGGCCUUCGGCGUGGCGGACUCGCCGCUGUCCAUGCCCAACCCCAUCCUGCAGAGGAGCUUCAGCAGCGAGGGCAUCCAGACCUCGCUGUUCAGCAACAUGCACGGAGGCUCUCAGUUCCAGAACCAAGAGCCCGAACCUGACAAGAACUUAGCGUCCAAGUACAGAGCUUUCCCCGAUGCCUAUCUCACCAAAGAGAAGGAACAUGGCAAACUCAACCCUCGUCCUGGAAAGAUGUUCAUCUUCGACCGGCCGGGGAUGUGCGGUCAGAGGAUCGAGGUCCGCGGCGACGUGGUCGACGCCACGUCGUUCGAGCUGCAGGAAACCAUCUCCAUCAGGGUGGUCAGAGGAGGGUGGGUUCUAUACGAGAAACCCAACUUCAAAGGGGAGAAGAUCGCCCUGGACGAAGGCGACAUCGAGAUCACGUAUCCCUACGGCCUCCCCGAGGGGGAGCUGCAGAACGGACCGAAGGAGGAGGCUGGACAGCAGAACGGAGAACCGAAGGACGAGCAGACGGAGGAGAAGCCGGCGAAGAGGUUCAUCAUCGGGUCCAUACGGCGGGCCGUCAGGGACUACAGCGUCCCAGAGAUCAGCCUGUUCCCAGAGGAGAACGCAGAAGGAAAGAAAGUGGUCUUCAGGGACACCUCGGAGGACGCCAGGAUCUUCGGCUUCCCCAUCAAGGCCAACUCCAUCAUCAUCAACGCCGGCCUGUGGCUGGUGUACGCUCAGCCCUUCUUCCAGGGCGUCCCUCGAAUCCUGGAGGUGGGCGGCUACACCAACCCCGCGGCCUGGGGGGUGGAGCAGCCGUACGUGGGCUCGCUGCAUCCGCUCAAAGUCGGUGAACCACGAGUGGAAAACACCAGCGAACCAAAGAUUGUGAUCUACGACAAGCCCUACUUCAGCGGCAAAUCCAGGACCAUCACCACCAACAUGAAGGACUUCAUGACCCGGACGGACCGGCAGCAGACCGCCUUCAUGUACAGCGUCGGCUCCCUCAAGGUCCUCGGAGGAAUCUGGGUGGGCUACGAGAAGGAGGGCUUCCGGGGACACCAGUACCUGCUGGAGGAGGGCGAGUUCCAGGACUGGAGGGUCUGGGGAGGCUGCGACUCGGAGCUGCGGUCCAUCAGGCUGAUCCGAGCGGACCUGUCAGAGCCCCUGCUGGUGAUGUUCGAGCAGCCGGAGGAGGAGCAGGAGGGCGUCCAGGACGAGAACACCUUCGAGGUGACGGAGGCCAUUCCCGACGUGGAGCUGUUCGGCUACAAAACCUCCACGAGGUCCAUCCACGUCCUCAGCGGGGCAUGGAUCGCUUACUCCCACGUGGACUUCUCUGGAAGCCAGUACAUCCUGGAGAAAGGCUUCUACAACAACUGUGCCGACUGGGGGUCUCAGGACACUCGGAUCUGCUCAGUCCAGCCCAUUCUACUGGCUCCCAGUGACGGUUCAAAGAGCAGGAACGAGAUUGUCCUUUACUCUGAGCCCGACUUCGAGGGUCCGGCUCACGUCAUCGACCGGAACCAGGAGGCCAUUUCUGAAAAAGUCCUGACCAAGUCGUGCCGAGUGUCGGGCGGCAGCUGGGUUCUCUACGACAGCAAGCAGUACUCUGGGAACAUGUACGUCCUGUCUGAAGGAGACUAUCCCAGUCUGAGCAGCAUGGGCUGCCCCGCCGGCUGCACCAUCCGGUCCAUCAAGGUGGUGCCGAUGACCUUCUCGCUUCCCUCCAUCUCUCUGUUCGGCCUCGAGUGUCUGGAAGGACGAGAAAUCACCACCGAGGCCGAGAUCGUCAGCAUGGUGGAGGAGGGCUUCAACAACCACAUCCUGUCCGUCAGAGUCAACAGCGGCUGCUGGGUGAUAUGUGAACACAGCAACUUCAGGGGGCGCCAGUUCCUCCUGGAGCCCAUCGAGAUCACCAACUGGCCCAAGUUCAGCUCGCUGCAGACCAUCGGCUCCAUGUACCCGGUCAGACAGAAACGCCACUUUUUCCGCGUGAAGAACAGGGAGAGGGGUCACUACCUGUCGGUCCAGGGCGGCGUGGAGGAGAUGAAGUCGGGCCGGGUGGUGGUGGUGCCGGAGGUGGAGCCGAUGAGCGACAUCUGGUUCUACCAGGACGGGCUCAUCAAGAGCAAGCUGUCGCCCACCAUGAGCCUCCAGGUGGUCGGCAACGUGGAGCCGGGAGCCAAGGUGGUUCUGUGGACCGAGACCCGGCAGCCGAUGCAGACGUGGACGGCCCAGAUGAGAGGCCUGAUCAGCAGCCUGACCUUCCCCGGAGUGGUGCUGGACGUCAAAGGUGGAAAGAGCUACGACAAGGACCACGUGGUGGUUUUGCCUGAGAGCGACGAGCGGCCGAGCCAGCAGUGGGACAUGGAGCUGCUGUAGAACUUGACCAUGUACUUGGUAACCAGCACUGCCUCACCACGGGACGAGCUUCUGGACCCGAACGCUGCAGCAGCACGGACCUCCGAAAAGCUGCACGGCUGCUUCGCAAAGUCUCCGUAGUUUGCCUCAUGAAAUUGUCUUUUUUUAUUUACUUCUUGUCAGAUUUCCUCUCAGUGCCUGAAUCUGCUGCAGGGAUUCAAACGGGAAGCAGGAUUGUUAUUUACAAACCCGACGUGCGCCGGAGCGUUCAGCUGCAUCCGCCGAGGUUCUGGUCGGACCUGCUCCACGGCUUCCACCUUUAUCUCAGCGACAAUUUGAGUAUUCAAACCAAGAAUCUCUUUGUUUGUGAGACUCUGAGUUCAUGCAAAUCCUCCGCCUGCACCGACUUUGUUUACCGCCAACCAGACCGGACACUGAUUCACUGGUUUUUAUUGACACUGGACGAAUGAAGCCAAAACAAUGUGUAGAAUCCAAUGUGUAUGUAGUGAUUUCUAAUAUUUUUAAUAUAUAUAUAUAUAUGUGUGUGAGUGUGUGUGAGUGUGUGUGUCGCUGUUUAUGUGGGAAAGUGAACCGGGUCGUGUCUGUCAGGUUGUUUCUGCUUCUAUUUUUAUCUUCAUGUUACAUAAAACACGUAUGUUACCAGAUGUAUGUUCAUAUUUGAUACUACAGGUUUAUUGUCAAAUGUUCUGUAAGAGGGAGAGGUUUUAAAAUAUUGAAUAAAAAAUAAAGAAAAGACGGAUGUGCACAUG